This is a messenger RNA of Urocitellus parryii (Arctic ground squirrel), 2488 nucleotides long. RefSeq names its product G protein-coupled receptor 132 (gene Gpr132). The record is from RefSeq and is a predicted model, not a curated record. Gene Ontology annotation, molecular function: G protein-coupled receptor activity. Gene Ontology annotation, biological process: G protein-coupled receptor signaling pathway; G1/S transition of mitotic cell cycle; negative regulation of G2/M transition of mitotic cell cycle. Gene Ontology annotation, cellular component: membrane. NCBI's taxonomy places the organism in Eukaryota, Metazoa, Chordata, Mammalia, Rodentia, Sciuridae.
AUGGCAGUCAGUGGCCUGUGGCGAACCCCGGUGGAGGUGGUGUGCGUGGCAGACCCCUCGAGGGUCCCAGCCCCUGGUGGGUGCUCCCUGAAGGCUGAGGUCCUUUUAAGUAGUACCCUUCUCAGUAGGACCAACAAGACGCACAAGGUGUACCAGAAGACUUACAUUAGAGCCACCCUGAGACUGGAACCUGCAGACAUGCCAGCACCUGGUGGGCCUUUCGCUUUCUCUUGGCUCUGCAAAUCUCACUCUUGUUUCUGCCCCACAGGAAAUGCCACCCCAGUGACCACCCCGCUCUCUCAGGCAGUCCCGGGACUGUCUGCUGGGCUCUGCAACGCGUCUUUCGAGGAGAGCAGAGUGGUCCUGGUGGUGGUGUACAGCGCGGUGUGUGUGCUGGGCCUGCCGGCCAACUGCCUGACCGCGUGGCUGACACUACUGCAGGCUCUGCAGGGCAACGUGCUGGCCAUCUACCUCUUCUGCCUGGCGCUCUGUGAGCUGCUCUACCUGAGCACACUGCCGCUCUGGGUCAUCUACAUCCAGAAUGGGCACCGCUGGACACUGGGCCCCCGGGCCUGCAAGGUGACCGCCUACAUCUUCUUCUGCAACAUCUACAUCAGCAUCCUCUUACUGUGCUGCAUCUCCUGUGACCGCUUCCUGGCAGUGGUGUAUGCACUGGAGAGCCGUGGCCGGCGCCUCCAGAAGACUGCCGUCUUCAUUUCGGUGUGUGUCUUUGUCCUCGUGGGGCUUGUUUACUACCCGGUGUUUGACAUGGAAAUACAGGAGGAGAGCUGCUUCGAGCCCAUGCGGAUGAAUGAAAAGAUCGCGGGCUACCACUAUGCGCGGUUUGCAGUGGGGUUCGCCAUCCCUCUCUGCACCAUAGCGUUCACUAACCACCGGAUCUUCAGGAGCAUCAAGCUGAGCAUGGGCCUGACCGCUGCUCAGAAGGCCAAGGUGAAGCACUCAGCCAUAGCAGUGGUGGUCAUCUUCCUGGUCUGCUUCGCCCCCUACCAUGUGGUUCUUCUCAUCAAAGCGGCCACCUUCUCCUACUACAGAGGAGACAAGGUUGCGGUGUGUGCCUUUGAAGCCAGCCUGUACACGGUGUCCAUGGUGUUCCUCUGCCUGUCCACGGUCAACAGCGUGGCUGACCCCAUCAUCUACGUGCUGGCCACAGACCAUUCUCGGCAAGAAGUGUCCAGAAUCCAGAAGGGGUGGAAGAAGUGGUCUGCAAAGACAGAAGUCACCAAGCUCACGCAUUCCAAGGACUCAGAGGAGAUGCACUUCCCCAUGGCGCUCGCAGACGACUGUGCGCUCCCCCUGCCUGUGAACCCUCCCGGGCUGCAGCCAGCUAAGUGGGGCUCAGCGCACACCCCGGAGAGGCUGGUUGAGGAGACCUGCUGAGACCAUUGUACUGCAGGGGAGGACCACAGGUGUGGGAAGCCAGGGCCAGAAACGUGGUCACACUGCCCAUCAGCCACAGUGUCCAUGUGCUGGAGCCACUCGUUCGGUGAGCCUCUGCCCCCUAGGGUCUCCUGACUGGAAGGUGGCAGUGUGUAAGUGGGUGAUGCUCCCAGGCUGUCAGGAGCCAGAGAGCCAGAGGGCAUGGGAAUGGGCAGUUGGAGACGCCAGCUUGUUCUGCGGGUUCCCUCAGCCAUUAGCCAACGCAGGGCUGCAGCAGAGCUCUGGACGACAGCUUCAUGAGUGUGCUUUGCCGCAGGCAUUGCUGGGUGACUGCUGCAGUGUGUCAGGGGGCUUUCCAUGCUUCUGCUUCACAGGUCGAUACAAGCCAUAACGAGGGGCACCCUGCACCGUCACAGUGCCUGGACACUGGCACAGCCCAGCAGCAGCAAGAGGCAGGAGCCCAGCCCUGAGGACACUUGUCUGGGCUUGGUUCUGAGUUGAGCAAACACAUGCUACCAGGGGUCACCUAAGGGAGUCAGAAGCCAGGGUGGCCAGUUGCUGGUGCCCAGUAGGGUAGUCCAUGUGUUUUCCACAGGGAGCCCCAGACACUCAUGCUGGGAAGGCCAAUCAGUCAGAAAUGCUGGUAGAUACCCCAGGAAGGCUGAGAUACAGCUGCCACAGAACAAGAGGAUGCUUGGAGUUCCUUCACACUGAGACUUCCUGACUUCAUUGUCACAGGGGAGGGGGUCGGGAGCUGGGACAGAGCAAGCAGAUAACUGCCUAGCGCCUCACCAGGUUGGAGUACAGGAGGAAACUCACACCGACUCGGAUCCCAGCUCUGCCAGGCCAUGCUGAUGAUUCAGUUUCCCCAUCUGGAUACUGGGAACAAUGACACCUAUCUCACUGGGUCACUGUUGGGGCUGACCCUCCCACCUGCCUGAUAUCCUAGCCUCAGCAAGAGUCUCAGCAGGAGACUGAGCCGAGCAGGUGGAGCUGCCUGGACAUAGGGCCGGCACCAGGGGCACGCUCAAGUUUCCUUCCCGGGGAACUGCACAGAGCCCCUGUGUUGAGUCAGGUUCUCAUUUCUGUA